Molecule: messenger RNA, 1188 nt
Organism: Coprinopsis cinerea okayama7#130
Lineage: Eukaryota; Fungi; Basidiomycota; Agaricomycetes; Agaricales; Psathyrellaceae
Product: geranylgeranyltransferase type I
Exons: 10
Coding region: 1-1188 (395 amino acids)
Biological process (GO): protein geranylgeranylation
Cellular component (GO): CAAX-protein geranylgeranyltransferase complex
Molecular function (GO): CAAX-protein geranylgeranyltransferase activity
Source: RefSeq, a predicted model, not a curated record
AUGAUUGUACCCAAGUCGGCAACGGGCUUGACUUACUUCCUUGAUCCCUUUCAGUUCUCAGUUGAUAUCUUGAUGGCGAACCAUCUCCCAGCCCUCUUUCGUUCAGGACAUGUUAAUUCGGGCAAACGUUUUCUUAACACUGGCUUUCCCGCGUCCUCAACUGACCUGGAUGGCGGGCGGCUCGGGGUCGCGUUCUACUCUCUAGGCACCAUGGACCUCCUUGGAGCCCUGCCAGAACAGCGAGAGCGAGACCGUGAAAUCUGGACCGAGUGGCUCUGGGAACAACAGACGGAGGGCGAAUGUGGAUCUGGCUUUAGACCAAGUCCUUUUAUGACUGGCAAGCAUCCAGAGGAUGUAACGCUCAACGGAGAGAUCGCGCCCCAGGUCCCCUGCACAAAAUACGACUCUCCUCAUGUCAUUAUGACCUACACUGCUCUGCUGUCGCUCGCAAUGCUUCGCGACGACUUUUCAAAGCUAAAUCGCGCAGGAAUCAUCAAAUUCCUGCGGAACUGUCAACGGCCGGAUGGAAGUUUCUCUACUCUACCGGGGGACGGGGAGUCCGAUCUUCGAACCCUUUACUGUGCCUUUGCAAUCAGCAGUAUGCUCGAUGAUUGGUCCGGAAUCGAUGUUGAGCGUGCACUUGAAUUUGUCGCUUCGUGUCGGACAUACGAAGGUGGCUACGGGCAGACUUCGUUCUGCGAAGCGCAUGGGGGCAUCACCUACAUUGCACUGGCCUCGAUCUACCUGGCUCCACCUCACCUGUCGGAGAAAUUCCGCUUAACCCCUGCUGAAAAGGAGCGGACUAUACGGUGGCUAAUGAGCAACCAGUCCAAGUGUGGAGGCUUUUGCGGGAGAACCAAUAAAGAAGCCGAUGCCUGUUAUUGCUUUUGGUGCGGUGCUGCCCUCAAGAUACUUGGCGCUAGCGAGCUAGUCGACACAAAGGCCAUGGCGGAAUUUCUUGCGAGUUGCCAAUUCAAGUUUGGUGGAAUUGCGAAGGUUCCCGGAGAACAUCCAGACCCGUACCACACCUAUCUCUCAUUGGCGGCUAUCGCCAUGUAUCCCCCUGAAGUGGAUGGAGACGUUCCGGACAGCGAGACUUGGAAACUCGAACCUCUUGAUCCCCUCCUAAACGCCAAUCUUUCCACAGCUGCUUGGGUGCGAAAGCACGUCCCAGCUCGGCCAACCUGA